Molecule: messenger RNA, 1680 nt
Organism: Cyclocybe aegerita
Lineage: Eukaryota; Fungi; Basidiomycota; Agaricomycetes; Agaricales; Hemipholiotaceae
Source: the annotation of a GenBank genome assembly
AUGGACUGUCCUUGGCCAAGACUCUCGCUCGUCUCCUCGCCCUUUAACUCUCCGCUAUUUCCAGCCGCUCGAUUCCUGCCCAAGUACCCUCCCUAUCCUCCCUCAGCAAUGCCUCGCGCCGAGUCGAAGCAGCAGCACCUCGGCACCCACUUCUACCACUCCCAGUUCUCCAACUCCCAGUACCUGCCGUCCGCCACAGAGUCCACGGCGUCCUCGUCCCCGCCCAUGUCCCCCGCGUCCCCCGCACAGAGCGCCCAGUCCACCAACUCCUCAUCGACGUCGCCCGCUGCGAAGAAGAAGCACGUCUGCACGACCUGCGAGCGCGCGUUUACGACCAGCGGGCACCUCGCGCGCCACUCCAGGGUGCACACCGGCGAGCGGAACCACAAGUGCCCCUUCCCCGGCUGCGAGACGCGCUGUUCGCGGCAGGAUAACCUCCAGCAACACUAUCGUAUCCACCUCUCCCCGGGCUCUCGACGAAGUUCUGCUCGUUCAUCCCGGGCGAAGCGCGCUGCUGCGAACAACUCGCAAACGCAGACACAGACGACAGCAGCAGCCUCCGAGCCACCCUCAGCGCCCCCGCCCCUGUCCUCGCCACCCGCACUGGAGCCCGCCCGCGCUUACAGCCACCACUCAACACCCCCCGACUCGCCCCCGCCCCUCGCACAAGCCACACUCCCCGCCACCGCCACACUCGCCCUAUCCACCCCCCGCCUCGAGCCCGCCUCUGCGUCCGGCCGGUCCUCCUCCUUCCUCGCCCGAGCUCGGCAGCAGCAGCAGCAGGCCCUAAAUCUGGCCAGCCCGACCGGCCAGGGGUAUGCGUAUAGGAGUGGGACGACGACGUACCAGGAGCAGUCGCAGGGCGCGGGGUUCACGUAUGUGCAUACCACCCCUGUGAACGGUGCGGGCAGCCCGACGAAUGGAGGAGGUGGGGGGCCGUCGUAUACGGCGUAUGCGGGGUCGCAUGAUGGGUACGCUAUGCAACAACAGCAAAGGGACAACUCGCCCGUAUCCAUCACCUCGCGCCACUCCAUCUCACACAUCUCGCACCCCCAGUCGUCCUACGCACAGAGCCAGCACUCGAACGGGUGUGCGAGCCCGCCCUCGCCUGCCUCCUCGCACUCCGUGUCGUCGCACACCUCUGGGCCCCCGACGCCGACGUACCCCGUCUUCCAUGAGGACGCCGCCUCCGUCGCCUCGGCGUACCACCACGCCGCGGGGGCGGGCGUGGGGGGGAUGAUGGGCGCAGCGGGUACGGGGGCGGAGCAUGCGGGGUUGGGCGCGCAUCAUCUUGUGCAGCAGCAUAAUGGGUAUGGCACGGCUGGGAGGUUCGAGUCGCCGCCGCCGAUCUUGGCGCCGAUCCAGGAUGAGAGGUUGGUGCGGAGGGAGGAGGCGAGGCAUCAUGCUCAACAGCAGCAGCAUCAGCAACAGCAGGCCCAACAGGCCCAACAUCACCACCAACACCACCACCAACAGCAGCAGCAGCAACAUCACCAGCAGCAGCAGCAGCAGCAGCAGGCCCAACACCACCACCAGCACCACCACGCGGCGCCGUCGCCCUACAUCCACCACCCACAGCCGCUCCCGACGGAGUAUUCGUACCAUCAGACGAUGGCGCUUGGUCAUGGUGCGUGGAAGGCGGAGAGCGGGCUGCGCAAGGGCGUCGGGGCGCUUGUGUAA